CAUGCCAUUGGCCCAUCCAGUGGGUCGGCGUCAACCCAGUGCCGGCCUCCAUUGGGCUACUGCCGGUUCCUUGACUGGCUCCACUCUGCAUCUUGCUGCCUCAGCCAUGCCAACUGGAUCCUCUCAGCCUCCUCUUUGCCUCAGUCACUAGCCUAUGGGGCAUACAACAUCUGGUCCGGUCGUUGCAUGGACCGCACUAAGACGGCCAAAUUGUCGGCACGCUUGCCACAUCAGGCAGACGUCGCACAGGCACUGUCGCACAUCCUACUGCCCAUCUCUACUUGCACCUUCAUUAACGGCAAUACCAGCUCGCUUGCAUAUCGGCAGACUCGAAUGCUCUUUUGCAUAUUGAUUAAGCACAAUUACCCCUCUACUCGGGGUUGCAAUAUGGCAUCAAUCAAGGGUCAUUUAGAGACCGUAGGGCUCCGAUGGUUUGGUAAGAUUAGCCCCGACGGAGUGUGCCCAGCAGGCCGAGGGGUAAAAGGUAGGUCUCGUUUAAAAACCUUAAGGAGCUCUGUCGUCACCAGCGAGAAAGACGAGUUUCCGAUGCGAGAUGAACCCUCGGAAAGGGCUGAGUGCAAACCCGGCGACAGUGACAAUGCGCCGGUGACUAUUGUCACUAAGCUCGAUUAA
This is a messenger RNA of Protopolystoma xenopodis, 633 nucleotides long. NCBI's taxonomy places the organism in Eukaryota, Metazoa, Platyhelminthes, Monogenea, Polystomatidea, Polystomatidae. The record is from the annotation of a GenBank genome assembly.